Molecule: messenger RNA, 1206 nt
Organism: Dromiciops gliroides (monito del monte)
Lineage: Eukaryota; Metazoa; Chordata; Mammalia; Microbiotheria; Microbiotheriidae
Product: NADH dehydrogenase [ubiquinone] iron-sulfur protein 8, mitochondrial-like
Biological process (GO): mitochondrial respiratory chain complex I assembly; mitochondrial electron transport, NADH to ubiquinone
Cellular component (GO): membrane
Molecular function (GO): NADH dehydrogenase activity; 4 iron, 4 sulfur cluster binding
Source: RefSeq, a predicted model, not a curated record
AUGAGCUGCCCAAACAUGGCUCUGCUGCGUGUCCUUUCCCGGGUCGCAGGUGCAGGACCAGCCAGCUGCCAAAGUCUCUCCCGAUGUCUGCACAGCAGUCCCUCUUCUUCCUACAAGUAUGUGAAUGUGAAGAAGCCCACCAUGGACUUGAAGUCUGUGACUGACCGUGUAGCCCAGACCCCGCUGUGGAUGGAGCUCUUCCGAGGUUUGGGGGUGACUCUGAGUUACCCGUUCCGGGAACCCUCCACCAUCAACUAUCUCAACUAUCCCUUUGAGAAAGGCCCUCUGAGCCCCGGUUUUCCUGGGGAGCACGCCUUGAGGCGCUACCCUUCGGGGAGGAGUGGUGUAUCGCCUGCAAAACUCUGCGAGACCGUCUGCCCAGCCCAGGUCAUCACCAUUGAGGCUGAGCCCAGGGUGGACGGCAGUGGGAGGACGACCCGCUAUGACAUCGAUAUGACCAAGUGCAUCUACUGUGGCUUCUGCCAGGAAGCCUGCCCCGUGGACGCCAUCUUGAAGGGUCCCAACUUUGAAUUCUCCGCUAAGACCCAUGAGGAGCUGCUAUACAACAAAGAGAGACUUCUCAAUAAUGGGGACAAGUGGGAAGCUGCCAACAUCCAGGCGGACUUCCUGGACCCGUGAAGCUCCAGCUCCGACGCCACUACCCUCACACCCCAUCUGGUCCAAGGGCAGCAGCCGCCCUUGGUCUGGACCCCUUGAGAUAAAGCCUAGAAACGUGGAAACAACAACAACAACAAAACCCUAAGAUUCUGAUUUAGAACCCAAAAGGUAGAAUUCAGACCCAAAUCUCUAUUUAGAUAUCCUGUUUAAUUAAAUUUGCUUUAAAAAAAAAAAUGAAGUCUAGUGAUAGUCACCUCCAUUUCUGAAUAUAUCUUCCCUACCCCCACUCCACCCCUCCCCACCCCCAACACUCCUGGCAAGUGAUUCAUUGUAACCAAAAAUAAAAAAAAGAAAGAGACAAAGGAAGAAAGAAAGCAGUUGAACGAAACCAACCAAUACAACAGCUGCUUAUGUUACUGUUAAAAACGACAAUUACUAGGUGCUUGGAGAGAGCAUUGUUACUGUUACACUGGCAUAGGAUUCUAAAGUUAGACAGCUAGUCUGUGACUGAGUAUCAGAUUAACAAUUCUAAGGGCAAAAAUCUUUGUUAUAUUUCCCCAUGACUACAAAUAUCACCUGUAAUCCUUA